Paraglomus brasilianum is the source of this 684-nucleotide messenger RNA. The record is from the annotation of a GenBank genome assembly. NCBI's taxonomy places the organism in Eukaryota, Fungi, Glomeromycota, Glomeromycetes, Paraglomerales, Paraglomeraceae.
AUGGAGAAUCCUGCAGAGUUUACAUGGAAUAAAAGAAUAAAGCAGCUGUCAACUUUGAUGAGAGAUUUACAAACUAUGCAUAAAGCAGGUGUUGUCCAUAAAAAUUUUCACAGUGGAAAUGUGUUGUGGACUCUUGAUGAGCAUCAGAAUUAUGAAUUGCACAUUUUUGAUUUUGGCUCUAUUGAUGAAAAGGUAAAAGGUACAGCUGGUGGAGUCCUCUCAUAUAUGGCACCAGAAAUACUUCAAGGUCAACCAAAAUCAACAGCAUCUGACAUAUAUGCCUUUGGUAUAGUCAUGUGGGAAUUUUCUUCAGGACAACCAGCCUUUAUUGAGUAUAGAGAUGAUGAUGUAUCACUCUUUGAACAGAUUAUUCAAGAUCACUUGAGACCUGUGCCUGUAGAAGGCACACCAGAUUGCUAUAGGAACUUAAUGACACAUUGCUGGGCUCCUGAUCCCAAAGACAGACCAACAACUGAAGAAGUACUUUAUGCAUUAUUAUUAUUCAUAGAGAUGAAUGACAUGACAUCACCUACAUUUAAUGAUACAGUCUUUGAGCAAUUUGAAAUAGCAGAAGAACUGAGGUUACAAAAAAGAUCUUGGGAUUCAAAUGAAAAAUGGCAUCAUGAAAAUGAUGAUACUGGUUCUAUUACUGAUGAUGAAUUGGUCAUAGACAUUUUAAUUUGA